AUGCAAGUUGAUAUUUACUUGGUUGUUUUUCUUUCGAUUCUAAUCGUUCAAACCAAUGGAGUUCCUCGUUUUGCCAAUUAUUAUCAAGAUCAUAUGGUGUUACAAAGAGGACCUCAACGCGCUUUAGUUUGGGGUUAUGGUGAUGCGAAUAAAUUAACAAGUUUAAGAAUUGGAGACAAAAUCUACGAAACUGUCAGCCGAUCAAAGUCUGCGGAUGGUUUCAGCGAAGGUACAUGGUCGAUAACACUUGAUCCUGUUGAUGAUGAAGGUCCUUAUGAUAUUCAAGUGUCUCAACCAUUGACGAAUGGAACAUUGAUGACAAUUACUCUUCAUGAUGUUCUUUUCGGUGAUGUUUGGCUUUGUUCAGGACAGUCCAAUAUGCAAAUGACAAUGAGAGAUAUUUUCAAUGCAACAGAAGAAAUAGCCAAUGCAGAAAAAUACCCAAAAAUACGUGUAUUCACUAACGGACGUACACCUUCCUCUACACCUGUAGAAGAAUCAAUACAAAUUAUACAAAAAUGGUCAAUUGCUUCAUCUUCAAGUAUUGGUGGUCCAUCAUGGACAUAUUUUUCAGCUGUUUGUUGGCUUUAUGGUCGAAUGAUUCAUGAAGCAUUGGGUGGACGACCAAUUGGACUGAUUGCAACGAGUUAUGGUGGUACAGCGAUUGAAUUAUGGAUGCCACAAGAUGCUUUUCUAAAAUGUUAUCCACCAUCACUCAACUCGAAGAGAAUGGCUGAUCCGAUGACAAAUUCAAGUUUAUAUAACGGAAUGAUACAUCAAUUUACACGAAUGGUGAUCUAUGGUGUUAUUUGGUAUCAAGGUGAAUCAAAUAGUGGAAGAAACAAUGNUCCCGUAUCAUUAUUUCUCUCUAAAUCUCUUUAUUUUUCGAAAAAUCACUACGACUGUUGA
Messenger RNA from Adineta ricciae, 909 nucleotides. NCBI's taxonomy places the organism in Eukaryota, Metazoa, Rotifera, Eurotatoria, Adinetida, Adinetidae. The record is from the annotation of a GenBank genome assembly.